UCAGUUUUAUAGACAAGAUGACUACAAUAACUUUCACAUUGGGCGUUAGAUUCCUGCAAAUGGUUCUCCUGAUGGUCGCUUGUAUGUCCUUGGCUGAAGGAUUUGUUAUGGAUGGAGCUAAUACGACACUACAGGCACGCGUGCAGGACCUGGAGUCCAUGUUGGUCGGUGUGGACGGCCGUCUUGCUGCACUGGAGGCGUUCCAGUCCGAGUGUGGUUGCAAAGGUAGUGUAGCAGUUCACUCAGCUUUUAUGGCAACAAUGGCGAACAGCUUGGAACAUUGCACAAAGAAUCAGGCCGUCAUCUUCGAGGAUGUCAAGCUAAAUAUCGGAAAUGGCUACGACAACAGACAUGGAAUAUUUAGGGCUUCGGUCGCUGGAUCCUACGCCUUUACCACAACUCUGUCAAGGCCACCAAACUUUUCAUACCACGUUGCCUUUGUCCAGAACGUAGCAACCAAUGAGAUAUCGUACUUGUACGCAGAUCCGAUAAAUAUGUGGGUAGAAAGGUCGACUACCGUGUUAACCCACAUGGCGGCGGGGGACGAGAUAUGGAUGGUCUGCAUUAGCGACUCUCAUAUUACGGGCAAUCUUAACCACUAUGCGGAGGGCGCCGGCGACUUCCAUUCACACAUUUCGGGUUUCCUCGUCGGCGCGGAUUGACACCAUGUCAUAAGUGACCAGGUGCUGGACGCUGGUCUGUUGUCAGUUUAUUUUAGAAUCAGAAAUGUGUGAUUUGUAAGCUAGGACAAAUAGUAA
Messenger RNA from Mya arenaria, 758 nucleotides. Its product is annotated as C1q-related factor-like. Gene Ontology annotation, molecular function: protein binding. Bases 18 to 662 code for a protein of 214 amino acids. Lineage: Eukaryota; Metazoa; Mollusca; Bivalvia; Myida; Myidae. The record is from RefSeq and is a predicted model, not a curated record. The transcript has 2 exons.